CUGAGGGAGUCAGAUCCCUCUCACUUCCAGUGGUCAAUAUUCCGGCGUGCAGUGAGAGCUCCGCGCUGGCGGCUCAGCCCCUUUCGCGCUUCAGCCUGGGACGGAAGACCCUGCUGGGGGCUGGCGUGGCCGUCAUGCUCCUCUUGGUACUGGUGGUCCUCAUCCCCGUUCUGGUCCAUUUGGUGGGAAGCAGUGAAAACGGCAGUGAAUAUGAGAUGCUGGGCACUUGUCGUAUGGUCUGCGAUCCAUUCUUGGAAAAGACCGGCACUACUGCAGGUAUUGGUACAGGUACAGCUAUCACGAAUACACAGCUGGAGGCAGAGGCACUGACUGAUCACAGCAUGGGACCUCCAUUGCCAACCUAUGCCCACGGACCGCAGGGCAAACCUGGCCGCCAAGGGAAGCCAGGGCUACCAGGACCACCUGGACCCCCGGGACCACCCGGAGAGCCAGGUCCCCCAGGACCUAUGGGGCCACCGGGAAAUAAAAACCACACAGAAAGACCAGAGCUCUUUGCUUUGGGCGGAAGAACCGCUACCGGAAUUGGCACUGCUGUUUUUACAAUGGGUCCUCGUGUAGCAUUUUAUGCAGGUCUGCGAAACCCGCAGGAGGGAUAUGAGGUACUGAGGUUUGACGAUGUAGUUACGAACAUUGGGAAUUACUAUGAUGGAUCAACUGGGAAGUUUGUGUGCAAAGUUCCCGGGACUUACUUUUUCACAUACAACGUUCUCAUGAGGGGAGGGGAUGGAACCAGCAUGUGGGCGGACCUACUGAAAAAUGGACAGGUGAGAGCCAGUGCUAUCGCACAGGAUCAAGACCAGAGUUAUGACUACGCCUCAAACACAGUCGUCCUACACCUGGACCCUGGAGACGAGAUAUUCAUCAAGCUAGACGGUGGAAAAGCACAUGGUGGAAACAGCAACAAGUACAGCACUUUCGCUGGCUUCAUUCUGUACAGUGACUAGAGUCAAGAGGACAUUUUUUCCUUGGUUGACCAUAGGGUGCUUUCACAUAUGAAAUUCAACAGCUGGACGAAGUUCUACUUAUGUAAACGCACAUGAGUCAUAAACUGUUUCAGGGGUACAAUGAUUCAUUUUGCACCGUAAAGAUCAUGAGCCAAGUUUGUUUUUAGUAGGCAUUACCUUUUUGCCUCUAGCACAUCACAGUUUUGUGGUUUUAUAGCCUGUUAUACACAGCUCCAGGAACCAGGAUUUAGAUUUAGCCUAGAAUUAACUUUUCUACAAUCAAGGAACCUCCUACAUAUGGAAGCACUCAAAAUCAGAGAGCAGGGCCACAGGAAUCAGAAUCACAUCAGUCAUCAUUGAAUGAAAGCCCAAUUGUGUAUGUGUUGAUAUUUCAUUGUAAUGUUGUCGUUGUACCUGAUGGUCAAUCUGUGAAUCUACAUUGAUGUUUAUCAAUGUCUCUUUAAUGCAAUGUGAAGUAAAAUACCUUAAAUUAAACACUAAAGAUUUUAUAAGAUGAGUGUAUGAAUGGUUUUGACUGCUGUAAUCUAUACCCUGUAUCUGUGUCCAUUGUAAAUCAUAGUUAUCAUAUGUGACUGAUGAAUGGAUGUGGAAAUAAUAGCACAACUAAAGCUUAACAUACAUUUAAGUUUUGGUGAUGCUAACAUCCUUAUAGACAAAAAUCUUCAUGAUAACUGUAAAAGUUUUAAAAAGUAGUCAUCUUUAUUUUUAUUAACAAGAUUACACUAUGUAUU
Messenger RNA from Xyrauchen texanus (razorback sucker), 1717 nucleotides. Its product is annotated as C1q-related factor-like. Gene Ontology annotation, molecular function: protein binding. The record is from RefSeq and is a predicted model, not a curated record. Bases 135 to 965 code for a protein of 276 amino acids. The transcript has 3 exons. NCBI's taxonomy places the organism in Eukaryota, Metazoa, Chordata, Actinopteri, Cypriniformes, Catostomidae.